Molecule: messenger RNA, 1200 nt
Organism: Penicillium daleae
Lineage: Eukaryota; Fungi; Ascomycota; Eurotiomycetes; Eurotiales; Aspergillaceae
Product: DUF3237 domain-containing protein
Exons: 5
Coding region: 1-1200 (399 amino acids)
Source: RefSeq, a predicted model, not a curated record
AUGGGUCGAACCGUCGACCAGGAAGUGCACGCGGCGUUUGUCGAGUUCCGCGCCAAGGAAGAUGACAAGUGCCUCUCCGUCCAGUGUAUCUACUGCCAGCAGAUUCGUGCAAAGAAUACCUCGCGACAGAAACAGCAUCUUCUCGAGUGCCCCGGUCUUCGUGGUCACCCCAACGCGCCCCAGCCAAACCAACCCUCUCAGGCUCCCAAUGGCAUCGGCCCUCCCAAUGGCUACCCCGGCACCCCCAGUGGCCCGACGGCCACUCCAGGCCCUGGUGGUCCCCCGACUAUGCCAACUCCCAAUGGUACCAUGAUGGCCAAUGGUGUCAACCCUCAUGCCACCCCGUUGCAGACCCCGCUGCAGAGCUUGAGCCGUCCGCCCAUGGCCACCCCGGGCCCGCCAACUGGUCCCCCCGGCUCUGCGCCGCCAUCCGCCGUGCCGUCGCGUCCUACCCCCAAGCCCAAGUCUAAGACCGCUGGCUCCAAUUUACCUGCGCCGCCGCUGGACGAUGUGCACGCGGCCUUUGUCGAGUUCCGCGCCAAGGAGGAGGACAAGUGCUUGUCUGUCCAGUGCAUCUACUGCCAACAAGUCCGCGCCAAGAAUACCAGUCGUCAGCGCCAGCACCUGCUCGAGUGCCCCACCUAUCUCAGUGUGAUGAAGGACUCGAUCCCCGCGAACAACCUGCUGCACACUUUCCCCGAGGGUGAUGUCGCACGGUCACUGCAGAUCCCAGCCCCAACACUCGAGCUGGACUUCCGCAUGAGCAUCAAGAUGAACCCCAAGGUCACUGUUGGUCAAAGCAUCUGGGGUGGUCGGGAAUGGGUCUCGUUCCUGGGUGGUCAGUGGGCUGGACGUUGGGGCAAGGGCAUCGUUCUGCCCGGUGGACAGGAUACCCAGAUCGUUACCAAAGACUACACUACCAACCUUCGCGCAAGCUACAUGCUGCAGACUGCUGAUGAGCCACCUGCAUAUGUGAUUGUCCGUGCUGAGGGAUGGCUCACGGGAGCCAAAGAUGUUCUUGAGAAAGUCAAUGACACCGCCAUGGCUGAUGGUAUCAACCCCAGCAGCUACAAGUAUCGCAUCAACCUGUCGAUGGAGACUGGUGAUGAGCGGUACACAUUCUUGAAUACCCUGAUGUGGGUCGGCAGUGGAUGCCGCCGCGGGCAAGAAGUCAUCUUCGAUGCAUUCCGUGUGAACUAA